AUGCCCAUCCCGUUCCGAGAACUUCACAACAAUAGUAAUGCUUCUGCAUCAUCAUAUGAAACAGCGUGGAGUACCAGUUUCAGCAAUAGAAGUAAUUCUAAGCCCACUAACAACGAUAGCAGAAGCAGUAUACCUGAAAUCAAAGAUGAACCAGACUUUGACCUCGAUGAAAGUAUCUCAAACUUGGAAAAUAACAUUUCAAUGAUGUCUGUAAGCUCUGCGAGAUCACCAGCGUUCCAAACACCAGCCAGAAACUCCGUUAGAGAUGCCCCAAUGACUCCAGGAGACCGAAUGUUGCAAAGUGUGAAAAAAGAACAAGAUAGAGCUCUUUUAAAAGAACUUUAUCCAGAAAUGUUUCAAGAUGAUUCACAGAAGCCGCCUGAAAAGCCGCGAGAAGUUAAAAAAGAAGUGAAAAUUGAACCCAAUUUUGAAGAUUAUGAUGCAAAUAAAGAAAACCGUCCACCAGGGGAAAAGCAAGACAGAGAAGUCAGGAAAACGAGAUCAAAGAGAAUUGUGGUUUCUUCAGACUCAGAAGACGAUGGAAAUUUCGAUAAUUACCUGCAAAACCUUCGUGGUAAACCGGCAGAACCUCCAAAAGCUGAAAGAAAACUUCCGAAAAGAACAAGCUUCGUUGUUGAAGAUGACUACAUCAGCGAAGAAGAUUCGGAAGAAUCAGAAAAUUCAGAAGAAGAUGAUGACUCGGAAGAAGAGGAGGAAAGAGCUUUAAGUCCAGAAGUAGUCAAACCGAAACCAAAAGAUAAGAGUAAGAAGAAAGUACCUUCAGAUGACGAGGAAUGGUUCCUUGUUUCAUUGGCAGAAAACUACUCGGGACCGAUUCACAGCGAUGCCAAAAUUUAUUCAAAAGAUGGAGCUUUACGACUCAAAAAGAAUCGUGAAGCUCUUUUGACAAAACUGGUAGAAAUUCUUGUUCGUCGUGUUUUCUCUGAGAUUCCAUCGGAUAUGCUGAAAGUGACAUGGAACGCACGUCUUCGAAAGUCAGCUGGCCAGUGUCGAAACCAUCGGCAUGGAAACAGUACUGUUGAAAUGUCUCCAGUAGUUUGUACAACUGCUGAAAGAGUUCGAGACACUCUUAUCCAUGAAAUGUGCCAUGCAGCUGUCUGGGUCGUCGAUCGACUGCACAAGGAAGGACAUGGACCCGGAUGGAAACGAUGGGGAGCUCGUUGUUCAUCUACAUUUAAAUCAUUGCCAUUCGUUGAGAGAUGUCACAGUUAUGAAAUAGAAGCCAAGUUCUUCUAUGUUUGCGAAACUGACGGAUGCCCAGUAGAAAUAAAACGUCAAUCAAAAUCUCUGGAUACUUCCCGUAAAGGAUGUGGAGCGUGUUUAGGUCGAUUCAUUCUGUACCGUUACUGUCGUCGAACAAAUACUAGAAUUCGAAUUGAAGAUCCGAAAGCUAAACCAUGUCCGAAACCAGUUCGUACUACUGUUCCAGCUCCGUCUCCUUCGCCUCCACCGAUUCGCAGUGUUAUCAGUAAAUAUCCUGCUGGAUUCGAUGAGUUUUCUGAAAAGAAUUACUGGGAUUACAGUUCCGAAGGGCUGACACAUUCUGAAGUGAUGGAAAAACUUUUAAAAGAGUUCAAUGAACUCACUAAAUCUUCGUAA
Molecule: messenger RNA, 1620 nt
Organism: Caenorhabditis remanei
Lineage: Eukaryota; Metazoa; Nematoda; Chromadorea; Rhabditida; Rhabditidae
Exons: 5
Coding region: 1-1620 (539 amino acids)
Cellular component (GO): nucleus
Source: RefSeq, a predicted model, not a curated record